Molecule: messenger RNA, 1251 nt
Organism: Aureococcus anophagefferens
Lineage: Eukaryota; Pelagophyceae; Pelagomonadales; Pelagomonadaceae
Exons: 4
Cellular component (GO): commitment complex; nuclear speck; U2AF complex
Molecular function (GO): poly-pyrimidine tract binding; pre-mRNA 3'-splice site binding
Source: RefSeq, a predicted model, not a curated record
GGGCACGUGUGUGUGGUACCUUUCGGCACUACGACGCCCCAAAAGUGCGAUGUACCAAACGCAUGCGGAGCAACGAAAGUGCGAUGUACCAAAGUGUACGGACGAACGUGGAUGGCACGACCUUCGUCACCACGAACCGCGUCGUGAUGAGCGAAGCAGUAGAGACCAUACCGACAACCAGGGACGGCCAAAAAAGCUCCCGCGUGGUCUUGAGCGAGGGGCGACAGGGCGUGCUGUCAAAGAACCUCAAUCUGCACGAAGGUCACGCUUUCAAAAGAUGAGUCCUACGAACCAAACUCUCUCAAGCACUGCGGCAGCAUCGAUUGGAUACAACGGGUCACCGCCCGCGGCUGACCUCCUUAAGGCGGCAAUGCAGAAAGGACUCGUGCCUGUUGUCGCAGACUCUGCCACAAAGGCGCGACGGGAGCUUUUCGUUGGCAACACUCCACAAGGUACAAGUGAGCGCACACUUAUGGAUCAUUUGAAUGCAGCGAUGACACUGGCCAUGCUCACGUCAGCACCAGGAUCUCCGGUAAUUGCGUGCCGUUUGAGUGCUGCGUUUGCGUUCGUUGAGUUGCGAAGCGUCGAAGAGACAGAUCGUUGUCUGAAUCUCACGGGAUUACCAUUUAUGGGCGCGUCGCUCAAGAUUGGGCGCCCAUCCAAGUAUGACGGACCAGUCACCACAGCUACUUCCUGGUCUCAUAUCCUGCUCAGCCUUGGCGCUGAUGCGGUCGAUGGGAUGUCGCCCGCAGCCCUGGUUCUCAAAGCAGGUGGUGCUGACACGUCCCUAGUUGCGCUUGAAAACGAUGCCACGAAAUGUGAGCUCUUCAUUGCAAAUUUAUGCCCUGAGAGCAACGCCUCCACACUGGCCGCAUUUCUCGAAGCACUCGCAGUCGAAGCUGCAAUAGAUGUGCAAACUGGUGGGGCCAUUAAAAGUGUCCGGGUGUCUGGAACAUAUGCCUUCCUCGAGACGCGAUCUCAUAGCGACACUUCAGCGCUUCUAAAUUUCGAUGGUGUUCCCUUUCGUGGCCAUCGGCUAAGGAUUUGCCGACCAACAAAGAGCACAGAUACAAAUCAUGGCACGACAAGUGGGUUUGAAGACGACAACGACUUUCGCCAGAAAUGCUCAAACUGGGCAGGAAUGCUCGAGUUGAUUCGAUACCGACGUGGCAGGUGUGAUCAAAAUAUCCAAAAUAAGAGCGACCAUCACUCGGAUGGUUUUGCGGAAACAAAGGCACUGCCGCUCUGUGC